AUGUCCCUCCCUUUGAAAUGUCACUUUUUUCUUCCUUCUGGCUUUACAGAUUGGGCGGGUGCACGACAAUCAGUGGAGGCAAUGGUUCGGAAGAUAAAAAAGAAAACAAUGGACAGCAAGCUGAUUUCCUCAGAGAAGGAGCAGCCGGUGGAAUGCAUUGAAAAGAAUUUGUUGUGUUGUUACUGCAACAAACUGCUCACAAAGCCAAAUCGUUUGAAUUGCGGACACUUAAUUUGCCAGAGGUGUAUAAGCUCCCUUUUAAAAAGAGCGGAUUCUUGUCCUCAAUGCCACGCUCCCAUUUUACGCGAGAAUAUUACUCCAGACCCCCUCAUUGUCAGCAGUUUGGCUACCCAGCUGAAAGAAAUCAAAGAGUCGCACACAGAAAAUGAAUUGAUUGUUACUGAUUCAGUGGAUGCUCUUAGUGGUCGUUCUGUAUAUGAUAUCAAACAAGAGUUAAAGAGUUUAUCUCCUAUGAAUAGUCCUCAUAAAGCUCAAGCAAACGAUACAGCGUCAAGGUUCCAAUCCAAGGAAGAACCAAAGAAGAAGUUGGAGAUCGUGGAUGACAGCAGCAAUGAUGCGUUUACCUUUCUUUGCAGCCAUCCCGAAGUUCGAUCCGCUCCUCUGCGCACAUCAUUCACAGAUGCUCCCAAGCCGGUUUCCCGGAAGCGGAGCCGUCCAUCCAUCAUGAAGUCGUCUGAAGAGAAAGCCGCUGCGGGUGAUGACUUCGUGAUAUCGGAUUACAUGAUCAUCGUUUCGUCUCUGAGCACCUCUGCGGUCGAUAAGAUCCGCCAGUUUGCUUCCCAGCACAGCGUGCUUUGGAAUCGCGAGUUCCCCUACCAGGUGAACUUGGUGGAUGCAGCAUGUCCGCAGGUGCUGAACAAACCCGCCUUGGAGGUGGUGGAGCAGAACCGAGGUCGGCGGAAGCAGCAAGUGCAGAAGUACAUUUUGGUGAUUCGCACGGAGAAUGGAUGGUGCAAGCGAACCGUGAAAUACCUGUAUGGAUUGGCGUGCGGAGCCUGGAUCGUGACGCUGGAUUGGAUCGAAGCCAACCUUACCUCCGAUCAUCUCAUCCCUCCGCAUGCAUUCGAGGUGCUGGGCGACACGAAGACGAAGGUGCUCAACGUGCCGCGAACCUCGCGGUUGGCGCAUGAAAAGGGCAGUCCGGGAAUCUUUUAUGGGAUCUUUUUCUUUGUGCGGGUGCGCGAUACGGGGGAUGGAAUCCCGCUGAAUAUUCUGUUGGAUCUGAUGCAACGGUGCGGGUGUAUUCGAAGUUUGGAGGAUGUGAAUUUCCGAGGGAAGAGCAUGCGAGUGAUCGAAGUGGUGGAAAAGCUCACCUCCAGAAGCAGUUUGGAUGAGGUUACGGUGGAUUGGGUGUUGAACUGCAUUGGUAGUUGGAAAGUUCUAUAG
Messenger RNA from Blastocystis hominis, 1407 nucleotides. RefSeq lists its product as hypothetical. Bases 1 to 1407 code for a protein of 468 amino acids. Gene Ontology annotation, biological process: positive regulation of transcription by RNA polymerase II; negative regulation of fatty acid biosynthetic process; double-strand break repair via homologous recombination. NCBI's taxonomy places the organism in Eukaryota, Bigyra, Opalinata, Blastocystidae. The transcript is spliced from 6 exons. Gene Ontology annotation, molecular function: ubiquitin-protein transferase activity. The record is from RefSeq and is a predicted model, not a curated record. Gene Ontology annotation, cellular component: BRCA1-BARD1 complex; plasma membrane; BRCA1-A complex.